Messenger RNA from Harpegnathos saltator (Jerdon's jumping ant), 4681 nucleotides. Its product is annotated as cytochrome P450 9e2-like. The record is from RefSeq and is a predicted model, not a curated record. Lineage: Eukaryota; Metazoa; Arthropoda; Insecta; Hymenoptera; Formicidae. Gene Ontology annotation, molecular function: monooxygenase activity; oxidoreductase activity, acting on paired donors, with incorporation or reduction of molecular oxygen; iron ion binding. The coding region runs from base 232 to 1779 and encodes 515 amino acids. The transcript is spliced from 2 exons.
UAACAGUGGAUAAUUCAUUGUCAACAACGUUACUUGCAUUACACUCUUCAUCUCUUCCUCGUACUUAAUCGGACUUACGAUAAAAGAAUAUUUAACUGAAUGAUUUAACCGUUGUUUAAAAAAUUGGAGAUUCUAUGUGCUUUCGUACAGAUCGACAGUUUUAUACUUGCCAAUAUCUGCUAAUCAAACAACAGUGCUGUACCUAGUUCAGUGAGAACACAUCAGAUCGAUAUGCUGUAUGCGAUCGUCUUAUCCGCGUUAGCCGGAGUUUUAGCUAUUUAUUACGUCUUCUUCAAGAACCCGAACGAGUUCAAGAAUCAGGGGAUACCAUAUGUGCGACAUUCGCCAUUGGUGGGCAACAUGGGACAAAUAAUCUUCGGCCAGAAAUCAAUACCCGGAUUCUUAAAAUCGGUAUACAGUGAGCACCCCGAGACCAAAUACAUUGGUAUGUACGACUUCCUCACGCCAGUGAUAAUGUUGCGCGACCCUGAGCUCAUCAAGUCCAUUGCCAUCACACAUUUUGACAUGUUCACGGAUCAUCGUACCUACGGGCAGAAUAAUAUGCUCCUUUUGUUUCUUCGUGGCGACAAGUGGCGGCAGAUGAGGUCUAUAGCAUCUCCGGCCUUCACGUCUAGUAAGAUGAAAUACAUGUAUAACCUAAUAUCCGACUACGCUGUUAGUUUCACCAAUUUUCUGAUACAAUUGCCACCGGAGAAGAGGGUAAUAGAGAUGAAAGACAUUUUCAUACGCUUCAGCACCGACGUGAUUGCCACUUGCGCCUACGGCAUCAGUGUUGACUCUAUGCGAAACCCAGAGAAUCUUUUCUACAUGACAGCAAGAAAUUUAAAUAUUUCAGAGUUUUUCAGCGUAUUGAACAACGCUAUAAAUCAACCAAAGACGACAUGGCUGGUAAGGGUAUUCAAGCUACAAACCGUCAACGAGAAGAUCAUGAAAUUCUUUAGGAACAUCGUGGAGACCACCAUCAGGACCAGAAUCCAGAAGGACAUAGCCCGGCCGGAUAUGUUGCAACUGAUGAUGGAAUGCAGGGACAAGGAAGAAGGCAAUAGCAAGAAAAUAACAAUCGAGGAAAUGGCUGCCCUAGCUUUUAGUUUCUUCUUUGCUGGCUACGAAACUGUUUCGUCGUUAAUGUCUUUCGUCACGCACGAGAUCGCGCGAAAUGAGAACAUACAGAAAAGAUUGCAGAAUGAGAUUGAUCAGCUGCUGGAAGACACGAACGGCCAACCUUCGUAUGUAACAAUCAACAACAUGGAAUAUUUGGAUGCUGUACUGAAAGAAGCUCUCAGAGUAUAUCCUGUCGCUAUGGUGUAUGACAGAAUAUGCGUGAGAGAUUUCGAGUUGCCGCCGGCGUUAACUGGGGCAAAACCCUACGUAGUGAAGAAAGGGGAUCUCUUAUGGAUACCGGUUUAUGCACUCCAUCAUGACAUCAAGUAUUUCAAGGAACCAGAAAAAUUCAAUCCUGACCGGUUCAUUGGCGAUGAGAAGAAACAUAUCGACAAAACGGGGGCUUUUUUGCCGUUUGGUUUAGGUCCCAGGAUGUGCAUUGGUUAUCGAUUCGCCCUGCUGGCGAUGAAAUUGUUAUUGUUCCACCUACUGGCACGGUGUGACCUUCUGCCUUCUGACAAAACUCAGAUUCCGCUGAAGUUUGCCAAGUACAAUUUUAUUUUGACUGUUGAGGGUGGGAUAUGGCUAAAAAUUGAGCCGCGGAAGGAUCCACAUCGCACUAUUGUUAAUGAUACAAGUGGCAGUAAAGAUCUGUAAGAAUUUUCGUUGGUUCGAGAACUUUAAGGAUUCGUAUGUGGAUGGUACGCACGUAGGAAGCAUUAUCUAUGAAUGUGAAAUGAUAUUCACGUAUACUAGUUAUGUAUAAAAAUUAAGAAAGAAUAUUAAAAGUAUGAAAGGCUUGAUAAUAAAGAUAAGAGUGUCUUCUAAACCGUCAUUCUUCGGACUCAUUGAUAUCAGAAAUUCAUUGAUUUCAUCAAAAUUCUUUUUGAACUAUGUUGACUUCAUGGCUUUAGGAGAUGCAGUGCGUUACUAAGUAGGAAGAAUGGUUUUAUUACAACGAUAUUAGAGGGUCAUCGAGGAAGAAAACAAGUUGGAUCACCAAUUUUUAACUACAGAUGAGAGUCAAAUAUAGAGCCAAAACGUUUAUAUUUUUUAUAUACUAGACAGGUUUUUGUAGAAAUAAAUUAUUGUAAUAUUAAUAUCACAUUUACAUCGUGUGCGGGCUCAAAUUGGCCAUUUUAAAUAUUCAAAAUAAAUUUUAUUAAAUCAUUAUUAAUUUCUCUAUUACUAGUAGAGAUACUAGUAGAGAUACUAUAGAAAUACUAGCAGAUAGACUAGUAUAUUUAAACAGAUAGAUACUAGUACGAUAAGCUAAUAAUAGAGAGGCUAAUAAUAGGAGAGUAUUAUUAAUGAGGAGAGUUGUACUACUGCUAACUUCCCGUUCGUUUUAGUUGAUCUCAUCGGUUUUUUUAAUUUAAAUGGUUUAAAUGGUUAAAUGGCGAUUUUAUACGACAUAUAUAACUAUAUUUUUCGCAUCACUUCAUGAUCCUAUCUUGGAAAUGAUGUAGCUAUAUCAACUUUUAAUUCUAUCUGAAUAUAUAUCUUUCAUAUCAUUCAGUCCAAUCCGGAUCGUAUACAUUUCGCGUUGGAAAUACUUCUUCUUAAAAAUAGACAUCUUCUAUUAUCUUCUAUUGUUAAAGGAACACAAAGAAAGAGAGACGACACAAGAAAGAACUGAAAAAGAGUUGAGCAGUCUUUUUUUAUUUACGACUCUCGAUCGUAAAAGCACAAGAAUGUCAGACCAGUGAGUCAGUGAGUUUUCGAUCGCAACUAUCCUGUUUUGUUUCCUUUUUAAAUGGAUUGUUGUGAAACCUGUUUGGAACCGUCGAGAUAAUCGGUAGCAAUUCUCUUGGCUUCACGGCGGUUACGGCGCGUGGCUCUUUCGCUCGUUUGCUCCCGAUUUUUUUCGCUCUCUAGCAAGAUGCCAGGAGUUUUCGCACGUUAUAAAUAUCCAUAGCGUUAUAAGGAGAGAAAGAAUGCAAAAUAACGAUUUGUAAAUGGUUUCAUGUAGGUCAUACGUAUAAGUAUCACGAGGUUUGGGGUCGAGGUUUAAAAAUACGGCUUAUGUAAUGAGAUAAGGAAGCCUAUAAUUCUAUGUACAAUAUUCAAUAUUGAAUUAAAUAGAUGUUAUAAAACCUAUUCAUGCUAUCUACUUAAUUACACGGAAAAAUUCUGAAGCUAUUGAUGAUAACUAACGACAGCGAGCAACGGCAGGUUCUUCAGUUAAUAUUUUCCUUUGACCUUCGGAUUGGCUAUUAUUGGCCACCUUGUUGCUACUAACAUGUUGCGAGAGAUAUCGAUAUCAUAGGAAACAAAAGAUUUUUCAAAAAUUUCCAAACUGCUCAUCCUUCAUUUUCAUACGUGCGUGCCCGGUAUAUUUUCGUCGACACAUUUCGUUUUGAUGUUUUAACGUUUUGGUGGAAGUUGUGCAAUGAUAAUUACCAUAUACAAGCGAACUGUCCGUGUAACGGACUGAUAUGCACGAUUUGGUACUGCGAGAUAAGGAUUGUUUCUUUCUAAUCGUCAUUCAAGGUAGAUACGCGACAUUGUUGCAACGGCCAUCAUAUGUUUAUUAUUCGUCACCCCUAUAGAUAAGCAGCAUUAACUUAAUUAUUCAUGCAUCUGAUUAUUUAUUUAUCCAAAUUUAUGCACGUUAACUUUAUCAGCAUAUUAUUUUAGUCCCGACGCGGAAAGUUUUGCGCGUGCAGCAGCAUAUUACAUCCAAAAGAAAAGUAAUUUCAGAACAAGCGGAAUCAUUUAAAUUUUAGAGGAUUUUAUUCUUAUAUACAGCUUCAAGAAGAUUUCUCUAAGAUUAAGAAGAAAAUAUUAUAAACACAUUAUUCCUAAAGUUAGAGAGAUUAUAUACGAGGGUUGUCCCAAAAGUAAUGCACAGCACGCUCUAGCGGGCGUUGUAGGCAACGUAGACAGGUGAUCGAAGCGUUAGUGUGUAGAUUGAAGUCUCAAGAGCACGUUGGUAUCAUAUGGUAGUGGGAUUCGUUUAAAGGGAAAAUGCCAAAAAUUCGGAAAGACAACGAGAACAGUCCGUCUGGUCGGAUUUCAGCAACAGAGCAACGUGCGUAUAUUCGCAUCGAAACAGUGCGCGGUAAAAAAGUGCCCGAAAUUCAUGCCGCGUUAAAAGAAGCGUGUGGAAGGUUUACUGUGAAUCGUAGCAGAGUACCGAGGUGGCACAUGAAGUUUCGUGAAGGUCAAACAAGCAUCGAAGACGAUCCGCGCGCGGGGCGGCCGUCUACUGUAACAGCUGACAACACAAACGCUUCAAUCAUUGCAACGUUGCUCGACGAAGACCGGAAUCACAGUAAAAAUUUUCUUCAGAAUGUCUUGUGCCCAAAAGUCCGUAAACUGCGUCCAGAAAUGUUGCAAAGUGAUGAAAGAACCUCUUCGGGGGGUGCGUUUUCCGACGCUGGAAGUGCUCCGAAGAGAAGUGACCCGACAGAUUCGGAUGCUCAAUAAGAACGGGACGCUGAACGGAAUUCAAGCACUUCCGCGCCGCUGGCAAGCGUGCAUUGAUAAAGGAGGAGAUUAUAUUGAAGGCCUGUAAUCACUUGUAUCUUCUUCAAUAAAUAUUUCUUGAGUUAGA